Messenger RNA from Uranotaenia lowii, 939 nucleotides. RefSeq lists its product as uncharacterized. Bases 104 to 679 code for a protein of 191 amino acids. The transcript has 3 exons. The record is from RefSeq and is a predicted model, not a curated record. Lineage: Eukaryota; Metazoa; Arthropoda; Insecta; Diptera; Culicidae.
UUGGCAUUAAAAACAUAAAAUCGUUCCAAAAAUUUAAAAUUUCCAGUACCUUUUUCACAAGUUUCUUUAUAGUUAUCUAGAAGCUGCAAAGUACAACUUAAAAAUGAACAAAAUACUCCGGUGGUUUGCCUGCUUCAGCACUAAACGGACCAAAUUUUUGAAGAAAUCUCAACCGAAGGAGAAGAAAUCCUGCUUACAGCUGAACGACUUGAAACUCCCGCAGUCAAAAUCCGUUUUCUACGAUGUUCAGGAAACCAUCCUGAAGGCCGAGAUCUACAAAAGCAACGACUAUGAGGAUAUAUCAAGUGAAGAAGUGUCCAUCACUUCCGAUGUUCAAACUACUAGUUUGCUGUCCCGGGUAACAUCUGGAAUGUCACCGGUUCGGGAUUUACCUCAAAAAAGAAUUAAACUUAAACCACUCCUGGAAACUGUUGAACAUUAUCAGUUCAAAGAAAAUGAACUCUUGAAACCCCGGGGGUACCAUUGUGUCCAAAAUCGGCCCAGAAUUUGUCUCUGUACCUGUGUAAGGAAAACAACAAUGCCAGCUUGUGAUAUGAGUCAGUACCAAAGGCUGCCCUGGGAUGCUUCCUGGGUUUUCACCGAAGAAGAUAGCAAAGAACGGUUAAAAGCAAUCCACAAUUCCGAACUGAGGUUGAAGGAAAUUUUAGGGUUAAGCUAGGCUGAUACUAAUUUCAAUGAUUGUAUAGUCGUUUAACUGCAAAAAGUCAACCUCCAAAAGAAAUAACUCAGAUUUAUCAAAAAUCUAGCCAAAUAUUACUGUUAAGAAUUAUCUGCUUACUAACAUAUUAUAAAUCUAUUUAAUCUUUUCUAUCUUUUAUAUAAUCAUUUUUAAAUUAUUCUUUCUAAAGCAGAAUUUAAAAGAAGAGAAAAUGAAUUUCAGUAUUUAUGCGUCAAAAAUUCGAAUCAAAAUGAAAUUCG